Hevea brasiliensis (rubber tree) is the source of this 1029-nucleotide messenger RNA. Its product is annotated as glutathione S-transferase PARB. Gene Ontology annotation, molecular function: glutathione binding; glutathione transferase activity. The transcript has 3 exons. Lineage: Eukaryota; Viridiplantae; Streptophyta; Magnoliopsida; Malpighiales; Euphorbiaceae. Bases 207 to 848 code for a protein of 213 amino acids. Gene Ontology annotation, cellular component: cytoplasm. The record is from RefSeq and is a predicted model, not a curated record.
CCGUUUGAAGGAGAAUAGAAAAUAACAAAAUGGAGUUUACUCUUUUUUUAGUCGGACCUGGCUAACCAUAUGUUUUUAAAACCAAAGGGUCAUCUCGUCCCCGCUUAUUAAAUCCCUGCCCAAGACUCGGCUUCCCGAAUCCCAUCCAAGCUUCACAAUUCUUUCUUCUUCAUCACAAUAUCUAAGCUCAAGCCUCAGGGCAUAUCAUGGCAGCUAUCAAGGUCCAUGGAAGCCCUUUAUCAACAGCUACACAGCGAGUUCUGGUUUCCCUCCAUGAGAAAGAGCUGGAGUUUGUGUUCGUUAACAUCAAUAUGGGAGUAGGCGAGCACAAGAAGGAGCCUUUCAUUUCCCUCAAUCCAUUUGGUCAAGUUCCGGCUUUGGAACAUGGAGAUCUCAAGCUCUUUGAAUCAAGGGCAAUUACCCAAUACAUCGCCCACGAGAACCAUGAAAAAGGAACCCAGCUUUUGUGCCAAGGAAAGCAGAUGGCAAUAGUAUCAGUGUGGAUGGAAGUGGAGGCUCAACAAUUUGAACCAGCAGCUUCAAAACUUAACUGGGAAAUAUUUUUUAAGCCAUUAUUUGGGCUGACCACGGAUGCAGCAGCAGUGGAGGAAAACGAAGCUAAGUUGGCUAAGGUUCUUGAUGUCUAUGAGUCACGGCUGGCUCAAUCAAAGUACUUGGCAGGCGACUCCUUCACCUUGGCAGAUAUGCACCACCUACCUAACUUACACUUGCUGUUCGUCACACAAAGCAAAAAGUUGAUUGAAUCACGGCCCCAUGUUAGCGCAUGGGCAGCUGAUAUCACCGCAAGGCCAGCUUGGGCUAAGGUCCUUGCUAUGCAAAAGAAUUGAGAGCUGCUACUCUAGCUACAGGGAGUUUGGUCAUUUCUCUUGAAUAAUUGAAUAAUUUUUUCCUUUUUUCGUGUGUCUUCUGAUGUGUUUUUGGCAUCAAUCUUCUAUGAGAAGAGUGAUGUUCUUGUCUAUCCUUUCAAAUAAGAGCUUGUCCUAUAUAUCAUGUAUUGUGUUUGUGGCA